Molecule: messenger RNA, 1710 nt
Organism: Trichosporon asahii var. asahii CBS 2479
Lineage: Eukaryota; Fungi; Basidiomycota; Tremellomycetes; Trichosporonales; Trichosporonaceae
Product: spliceosome assembly-related protein
Exons: 2
Coding region: 1-1710 (569 amino acids)
Biological process (GO): mRNA splicing, via spliceosome
Cellular component (GO): nucleus; U2 snRNP; catalytic step 2 spliceosome
Source: RefSeq, a predicted model, not a curated record
AUGCCAGCAGCAAACGGCCAUGCCGCCACCGCCAACGGGCACGCCGUCAAGACGUCCGGGGUCAAGUCGCGCGCCGCUCUGAAACGACUCAAGGCGAAGGCGAAGAAGGCGGCCGGCUCCUCGGCCCCGACUCCAACCUCGACUGAGCCCGAGAGCGAUGCCGAGUCUGUCUCCUCCGUCAUGACCGUCGAGUCCUUUCUGGACGCUGCCGAGCCGACACCCGAGUCUUCCGAGUUCUCAGAGUUCCAGAAGGUGUUCCAGCACUUCACGGAGACUGGCGAGGACGGUCUGAUCAAGGUCGAGGACGGACCGAAUAAGGGCCAUGUCUACUAUUCGGACGACGAGGACGAGGAUGAGGAGGGACAGGCUGCGCGGAAGACUGGAACCGAGGGAAUGACGAGGCGAGAGCGGAGACGAGCAGCAAAGCUCAGCGUGGCGGAGCUGAAGCAGCUCGUCGACCGACCAGAGGUUGUGGAGUGGUUCGACUGCGACGCACGCGACCCGCGACUGCUCGUCACCCUCAAGUCAUACCGCAACACUGUCCCGAUUCCCAGUCAUUGGAACGCUAAGCCCUGGAUCGCGGACACGGGAAUUGGAGAGCAGCGCGAUGCGGUCAAGUCGAAGGAGGCGCAGCAGACGCUCGCCCAGAAGACGCGCGAGCGUGUGCAGCCGAAGAUGGGCAAGAUCGACAUCGACUACCAGAAGCUGCACGAUGCGUUCUUCAAGUACCAGGAGAAGCCGCGGAUGUCCAAGUUCGGCGAGGCGUACUACGAGGGCAAGGAGAUGCAGGCGGACCUGCGAACGAAGAAGCCCGGAGAGCUCAGUGAGGAGCUGAUUGAGGCGCUGAGCAUCCCGCCGCUCGCGCCGCCGCCAUGGCUGAUCGCGAUGCAGCGUUUUGGCCCGCCGCCAUCGUACCCGAACCUGCGCAUCAAGGGUCUGAACGCCCCUAUCCCCGCCGGCGCGCAGUGGGGCUUCCACCCCGGAGGCUGGGGUAAGCCGCCGAUGGACGAGUACAACCGGCCGCUGUACGGCGACGUCUUUGGCGUAGUGCAGGGCGAGGAGAGCGCGAACGCGACGGCGGUCAACCGCGAGCGCUGGGGCGAGAUCGAGAUCAUGGAGGCGGAGGAGAGCGACGAGGAGGAGGAAGAGGACGAGGAGGAGGACAUGGAGGAGGACGACGAGGACGAGGACGGCGAGCCUGCGCCGACGGACGGGAUGGAGACGCCGAGUGGUCUGGCGACGCCGAGCGGGUACGCCUCUGUCUCAUCCACGGUACCGGGCGGGCUGGAGACGCCCGACUUCAUCGAGCUGCGCAAGCGCAUGCACCCCGAGCGCGACGACGAGGGCCCCUCGGGCCCGCGCGAGCUGUACCACGUCAUCCCCGAGCGCGAGACGAGCGUCAAGGGCUUCAUGGGCAGCAGCACCGCUUACGACCUCUCGGGCGCAGCGCCCGUGCUCGGCGACGACAGGGGGACGAAGCGCAAGGCCGGCGCCGUCGACGUCUCCAUCGACGGAGACGAGGACCUCACCCCCGCCCAGCUCAAGGCCAAGUACAACGAGGCACGCAGGGAGGGGUCUCGCGUCCACGUUCCCGGUCAGCACGUCGACCGUUCCGAGUUUGACGAUGUCAUCUCGAGCGAGACGAAGAAGCGCGCAAAGACCCAGGACAGGAAGCGCAAGGAGGAGAAGGCCGAGAAGUACAAGUUCUAA